Molecule: messenger RNA, 4414 nt
Organism: Pieris rapae (cabbage white)
Lineage: Eukaryota; Metazoa; Arthropoda; Insecta; Lepidoptera; Pieridae
Exons: 14
Coding region: 7-4314 (1435 amino acids)
Source: RefSeq, a predicted model, not a curated record
UUUAUUAUGAAUCAGUUAGUGUUGUUUGCUUGCCUGCUUGCAGGUGUGGCGGCCAACAUCGUCGAGCAUAAUGCUACUCCACCUAGAGUAGUGGAUGCUACAUUCCUCCAAAAACAAGUUGAUCUUCUAACAUUAUAUUUUCAUAUACAUGAACCCCUUCAAGAACCCAAACUAAAAGCCAUUGCACAGUCAUGGUCUUUAACAAAUAACAUCGACAAAUACAGUAAUGUCACCGCAGUAAAAGUGUACUCAAACCUCAUCGAUUAUGGCAUGCAACUACCACGAUCGGUGCCAUUCCUUAUCCUGGAUCCAACUCACCAAUUCGAAGCGGUCACGCUAUUCAACGUCCUCCAAUCCUCUAAGGAUUAUCAAACCUUAUAUAAUACAGCUCUCUACCUCAGAGAUAUCGUUAAUGAAGGACUUUUUGUUUAUGUCAUGGCUGCAGCUACAGUGCACCAUCCAAAAACGCAAGGAAUCAUUGUCCCACCUUUAUACGAAGUCUUCCCGGGAUACUACCAUAACGCUGAAAUCAUGAAUAUUGCGCAUAGGGCGAAUACACAAGGUAAACGUUUGGUUGAUCGCUACCCUCAAACCUUUUUAUGGGACGACAAUGUGGUUAUUCGAUGGAACACAACAGUGUGGCCUUACCUUGGUAACAGCGAUAUUUCCACCUUCUAUUACUCUCAAGACUAUGCUUUAAACACACUUUACUACAACAAUCACUUGACAUACCCAUUCUGGCUUAGCGGUCAAAAUGGUCCACUGAUGAAGUAUAGGCGAGGUGAAUAUUUCUGGUUUUUCAACAAACAAUUGACCAACCGAUACUAUUUCGAAAGAUUGUCCAAUGGUUUAAGCGAAAUUCCUGAGAUUGGCUCCGAUAUCGUGGAAGAAGGAUUUGCGAGUGGACUUGUUUAUCAAAACGGUAUUCCAUUCCCUGUGAGACCAGAUGACCUUCGUAUUGAUCAACCCAAAUACUCGGAACUUCUUGAGAAAAUAAAGACUUAUGAACGCCGUAUUAGAGAUGCUAUUGAACUUGGCUAUGUGGUUUCAGUAUCUGGUGAGAAGAUUAAUUUAAGAACGCCUGAAGCGAUAAAUGUUCUUGGCAACAUUAUUGAAGGCAAUGUAGACUCACCAAAUAUAGAUUUCUAUGGUAGUCUUAUUAACACCUGGAAGAGCCUCCUCGGAAACUCCAUCAUUCAAGGACAUGUCUUCCACAAACAGCAUAUCCCCCUUGUCAUACCAGCAGCUAUCGAGAACUACCAGACUUGCAUGAGGGAUCCAGCCUUCUACAUGAUUUGGAAGCGAGCGCUGAACCUCUUCACUCUCUGGUCAUCGUACCUGCCUCCUCACACAGAGGAGAUCCUGUCACUCCCGAGAGUUGACAUCCAGAAAGUGGAGACUGACAAGCUCGUCACUUACUUCGAGCAGAAGUACCUGAAUGUGACGAAUGCUUUGUGCUUAAAUGAUCGUGAAAGCAAGGUGGUAGAAGAUGAGGUCAGCGUUUUAGUACAACAACCACAACUCACAAACAAGGUCUUCACCGUCAGAGUACUCGUCAAGAGCGACGUUGCCAAGAAGGUGGUUGUCCGGUUUUUCCUCGCACCGAAAUAUGACAGCAAUGGCUACGAGAUACCAUUACACCUGAACACAGAGAACGUCUUCCAACUGGAUCAAUUCGUUUAUCAAUUGCCGGUAGGAGAGCAUGUUAUCAAACGUGAUUCCACUGAAAAUAUGUACACCAUUGACCAGUGGUACUCCAGCUACGAGGUCUACCUGAAGGCUCUUAAUGCAUUACAAGGAAAAGGCCAAUUUGUGAUUGACACGAAGCAGUUCUUCGAUGGAUACCCACGUAGGCUGAUGCUGCCUAAGGGGCGUGUCGGUGGUAUGCCUUUCAAUUUAUUCGUGCAUAUUUCGGACUACGUGGCACCUGAGACACCUUUUGGCCAAGGUGUGAACCCAGACCAAACCUUUGGCAUUGGAACUGGAGCAAGACGCAUGACAGGAUAUCCACUUGGCUUCCCCUUCGACAGACCUCUCCAUCAGUACCAAGUAGAGACAUUAACCAACUUCUACGUCCACGACGUACUUAUAUACCACAAACCAACCCUGGAAAUUGUUGUACCUCAAAGUAUUGUCGAUUGCAGUGGAUCAAUAAAAAGUAGUGAGGCACAGUUACCAUUUGGUCUGGCAACAAUGAAGACUGUCUUGGUUCUAGCAAGCUUGGUGGCCCUGGCUUUGGCCGGGAACAUUGUGAUUCCCCCGAAGAAUGUCGACUGCAAACUGAAGACUGUUGAACAAGACGUCGUUACGAAGCAGCAACAGAUCCUCAAAUUGUUCUACUACAUUGGCCAUGUCAACACCGAAGCCGAAUACUACAAAAUCGGAAAGGAUUACGACAUCGAGGAGCACGUCAGCGACUACACCAACAAACAAGCCGUUGAGGAGUUCUUGAACUUAUGGAAGGUUGGGUUCCUACCUAAAAACAUCCCAUUCUCAGUCUUCAACGAUAGGUCAAGGCAAGAGGCUGUAGCCCUAUUCCAUGUCUUGUACUACGCUAAGGACUUUGAUGUCUUCUAUAAGACCGCCUCCUUCGCCCGUGUCUACAUGAACGAGGGUCAAUUCCUCUACUCAUGCUACAUCGCUGUUCUCCACCGUCCCGACCUCAAGGGCUUCGUCGUCCCUGCGCCAUACGAAACCUACCCAGAAUUAUUCACCAAUGUAGAUGUCUGGUACAGAGUACACCGCAUCAAGAUGCAAAAUGGAAUCGACACCAACGACUUCGGACCUGAAUACGGUGUAUCUCACGAAGAGAACCGCUACGUUGUCUACGCUAACUACUCUGACCGAUACGUAUACGCUAAUGGCGAAGACAAGAUCUCUUACUUCACUGAGGAUAUUGGCCUAAACGCUUACUACUACUACUUCCACGUUUUCUUCCCCUUCUGGAUGGAAAGCGAAGUCCAGCCCUUAUUGAAGGAACACCGCGGAGAAGUUUACUACAACUUCUACCAACAACUCUUGGCUCGCUACUACUUGGAACGUCUGUCCAACGGUCUUGGAGAAAUCCCUGACUACUCAUGGAACCACCAGAUCGAGGCUGGUUACAAACCAUUCAUGAAGUACUACUACAACUUCGCUCAAAGGCCCAGCUACUACCAGAUCCCCUAUGAAAAGCAUGUCAAGGAAAUGCAAGUCCUUAACACUUUCGAGCAGAGCUUCAUCCAGUUCCUGCAACAAGGCCACUUCAAGGCUUUCAACCAGGAUGUUGACCUACGCAACUCUAAAUCUGUGAACUUCGUCGGAAACUUCUGGCAAGGCAACGCUGAUAUAUUCACCAAAGUUGGACCAUGGAACCACCCCUACUCCUACGAGGUUAUUGCCCGUCAUGUACUUAGUGGCGUCACUGAGAAUGCUGGCAAAUACGAUUUCGUUCCUAGCGCUCUCGGUUUCUACCAGACAUCUCUUCGUGACCCCGCCUUCUACCAGCUUUACAGCAGAAUCUUGAAAUACUUCAUUGAGUUCAAGAAAUCAUUGACCCCAUACACCCAAGACGCUCUCCACUACGUCGGAGUUAAGAUUAACGACGUUAAGGUUGACAAGCUGGUGACAUACUUCGACUUCUACGACUUUGAGGUUAGCAACGGUGUGUACUUCAGCAAGGAAGAGAUGAAGAGCAGCAGAUGGCCAUACUACGUCGUCCGCCAACCCCGUCUUAACCACAAGCCAUUCACCGUAACCGUUGAUGUUAAAUCCGAUGUUGAAGGAGAAGCCGUAUUCAAGAUCUUCCUCGGUCCCAAAUAUGAUGGUAAAGGCUACCUCAUUGACUUGGAAGAGAACUGGCAAAACUUCGUCGAAUUGGACUGGUUCGUGCAGAAACUCACCAAGGGACAGAACAAGAUUGAACGUCAAUCCACUGACUUCUACUACACCAAGCAAGACUCUACCCCAGUCAGAGAAAUUGUUGAGAAGUACCUCGCUGAAGGUAAGGUACCUAGCGAUAUGUCAGUCAAACCCGGUGCAUACCCCCAGAGGCUCUUAUUGCCUAAGGGUACAAGCGGUGGGUUCCCAUACUGGAUUUACGUUGUUGCCUACCCAUACCAACCAGCCAACAAGCAAGUUGAAACCAUCAGGGUAUUCGCUAACGACAACAAGCCUUUGGGCUACCCUCUUGACCGUCCUGUCAACUCUGUUUACUUCAAGCAACCCAACAUGUUCUUCGAGGAAGUGAACGUAUUCCAUGAAGGAGAGAUGUACCCUUACGAGUACAAUGUUCCCUACUACACCUACCACCACAACGAGGUCAGCCAACACUAAAUGGAGAGAGAUAAAUAUGUGGUGUUAAUUCAAUUCAUGUUAUAUAAUGACAAAUGACCAAAUGUUAAUUUAUGUAUAAAUAAAAAUAUGUUAUAUUCAA